UGUGUAUAUAUAUGGAGAAGCAUGCAUUAGUCAUCCAUAAAUUGAAAGAAAUAUGCUUCCAAAGAUGAAACUAGUGGUUCUCAUAUCGUUUUUGCUCCUUCCAUUCUGUACUUCAAAGUUUGGUGAUAGCUAUGGAGAUGGAGUUCUUCACACAGUCCAAUAUUCAGAAAAUAUGGUUGAAAAAAGUAUCCCAGAAAUGAUAGAUUAUCCAAAAAGAGCCAUAAAUCCAAACAAUGAUCAUAAAAGAAAUGGUUGGGGUCGUCCUGUGCGACCACCACCAUCGCAAAUGAACUCUAAAUACCAUAAGAUGCAACAACCGCCGCCGCAUAUGAAUUCUAAGAACGAUCAAACAAUAAACGGUUGGGGUCGUCCUGUGCGACCACCACCAUCGCAGAUGAACUCUAAGAAUGAUCAAAUAAUAAACGGUUGGGGUCGUCCUGUGCGACCACCACCAUCGAAUAUGAAUUCUAAGAAUGAUCAAACAAUAAACGGUUGGGGUCGUCCUGUGCGACCACCACCAUCGCAGAUGAACUCUAAAAACCAUAAGAUGCAACAACCGCCACCACAUAUAAAUUCUAAGAAUGAUCAAACAAUAAACGGUUGGGGUCGUCCUGUGAGACCUUCGCCACCACAAAUGGAUUAAUAAAAUCAUGAUAAAGAAGUAAAUAUUUAAAAGUAUGAUAACUAUAUGAUAUGUGUAACUGUCAAACUAAUCAAAUUAAGUAAAUAAAAUGCUAUAAUAA
Messenger RNA from Camelina sativa (false flax), 743 nucleotides. RefSeq lists its product as uncharacterized. The record is from RefSeq and is a predicted model, not a curated record. NCBI's taxonomy places the organism in Eukaryota, Viridiplantae, Streptophyta, Magnoliopsida, Brassicales, Brassicaceae.